Marchantia polymorpha subsp. ruderalis is the source of this 2068-nucleotide messenger RNA. The record is from the annotation of a GenBank genome assembly. Lineage: Eukaryota; Viridiplantae; Streptophyta; Marchantiopsida; Marchantiales; Marchantiaceae.
CCCGCUAUUUGCCACAUAGUGUGCACUUUAGAUAAGGUAGGGGAGCGGGCCUAAGAAAUCUUGGGGGCAGGUGAUUGUCGAACGCGAGUGGUGGACUGUAGCAUCGAUUGCACCUCUGGAGAGUGCGCCCGAGAACGUCGCUUGUUUUGAUUUCUCGUCCGAAGUGUAGCGUUUUUGAAGAUCUUCCUCGCGCAUUAGGUGCAUGCGCUAGGUUGAGCGCCAAUUGUAGUUCGGCGCAGAUCGAAGUGCACGUUUUUUUGCGAAACUAAAAUUUUCUUCUGAGCUCGGACUCUCUCAGUUUGGCUUUGCUGCUGGAUGCUGAUAUUGUCAACGUAGCUGAGCUGCUUUGAGCCGGGGCUCUCUCGGAAGAGAUGGCCUCCACCUCUGUUGUUCUCAGAGGGUUGAGCCUGUACGGCCAAACCCCUCAUAACACUAAAUCUCGCGGGUUUAUGCAAAGGCUCGUCCGAUGUAGCAAUCGUGUCGAAUUUGGCUCCAUUACAUUGAUCGGGGAUAAGUUAUGGCGUGGACACAUUGUGGAAUUCAAGGGAAGGUCGAUUGUUUUCGGUAGAAAACAAAGAGGAUUUUUGACGCGUAUGGCCGCGGAGGACAAUUUUGAAGCAAGUAGCGUCGCUGUGGAGGAGCAGCAACAGCUGUCUUCGGAGGAGGAACUGGACCGGGAAGAUGUCACCGAGAUUCUCAGGGUCGUGGAACUUCUCCGGAAAAAAAGAGACAUGACCUUCAACGAGGUGAGAUUGACAAUCAUGAUCGAAGACCCCCGAGACGUCGAGCGCAGGAAACAGUUGGGGAUCGAGGAUGAUAGAGGUUGCUCGAGAGAAGAUCUGGGUGCGGCUCUCAUGGAGGUCUAUGAAGGACGGAUUCCACAAGAUCGAGUCGUACUGCGAGAGCUCGCCAAGGAGAUGCUGCAGUGGCCCAACCUGGAGGACGAGAUCGCCGCCGAUCGCUUGCCUCCUGUAGCCUCGCCGUACGCCAAAGUAACGAAUACAGGAGUUGAUCCCAGAGUUGCCGCUGAAAGAGCAAAGGUGGAUUGGGACACUGCAGCUGACAUUACCCCAGGGGAGGAGAAGAAGGAUUUGGGAGAAUCCUUGCCGCCUGUUGUGGGUUACAGUUUCCUAUAUUUGGUGAGCUCCAUUCCAAUAAUCAUUGGGGUCGCUGUGGUGCUAAUUCUCUUCCUUAACUCUCUACAAUGAGGGCAUCUUCGUCAUAGUAGACUCGUUUCGACGCAUCUCUAGCUGGAAUCGAAGGGACUGGCUCCUCAUGGCCCGGCGCAGGUCAUCACAUUCAAGAGGCUCGUUUGUUCGCUUCACAGUUCUGAAUGAUUUUGGUUGUACACGCAUGAAGCGCUUCAAAUGAGAAACUGUGAGCCGGAUCACUCGUUGCGGUGUCGAAGUUGACUUCGAAAAUCUUGGGAUCAUAUCUGAACUGGUAAAUCAGAUGGUAUCAGUCUCCGUGUCUGCGGAGAGUUACAUCGGCUAGUAGCCCUCACAUUUCCUGACCUAGCUUCCAAUCUGAAGUAAUUUCGAACAGAUCAACGAUCCUCGAUUCAGCUUUGUAAUUCUAGUGAAAUUGUAUUUGUGUUCCCAAAAAUACAAUCGGUGACAGUGUUUUACCUUGAGUCAAUUUUGGAGUAAAAUGCUUACUAUUCUUUCCCCAAAUCUUCGGGGGAGAGUAAUACAUUUUGAAAGUAGACAGUAGGUAGCGAUUCCGGAACAUUUUGAGGCCGUGCCGAAAAGUUGUAUAUCACAUACCCUCGGGAGGGUUUGGAGGAUAUGUUGUAAGUCUUGAAUCCAAUCAAACUUACAAAAGGGACUAAAGUCUUUCUUCUCGUCACUUUCAAAGCUUAAUGUUAUUACUAUCAUAUUUCUCCUUCACAAUAAACACAAUUGAGAAGUAAUUGUGGACACCAGAGACGCAUUCUUUCGCCAAAAAGUAAAUCAAUAUCUCUAGAACCUUACACGCUGUUCUCGCAUUCAUAGUAUAUACGAAUACGCAAGAAUGGAACGUCAUGACGAUCGUAGACAUUCUUCUGAGCAAUGUAUGCAAAGCCGAA